Messenger RNA from Echinops telfairi (small Madagascar hedgehog), 2423 nucleotides. RefSeq names its product exocyst complex component 3 like 1 (gene EXOC3L1). The coding region runs from base 94 to 2322 and encodes 742 amino acids. Gene Ontology annotation, cellular component: exocyst. The transcript has 14 exons. Gene Ontology annotation, biological process: exocytosis; exocyst localization. Gene Ontology annotation, molecular function: SNARE binding. Lineage: Eukaryota; Metazoa; Chordata; Mammalia; Afrosoricida; Tenrecidae. The record is from RefSeq and is a predicted model, not a curated record.
GACCUCUGGAACUUGGAGCAGAAGCCGGGAGGGCUGGACCCACCUACCGGGACCCAACUGAAACACCCACUCAGGCAGGCCUUCCAGCCUGCCAUGGACCCAGCAGCCAAAGAUGAGAUGGAGCCUGCACUGACUGCUGGCUCUUCUUGUCCAGGGCCUGAGUGGCCAGAGCAGGAGCGGGCCGAACAGCUGGCUCGGGGAGCGGCUCUGAAGUGGGCCUCAGGCAUCUUCUACCGGCCGGAGCAGCUGGCCAGACUGGGCCAGUACCGCAUCCGCGAGAGGCAGCGCACCUCCUUCCUGGACUCCCGCAUUAAGUCGGUGGUGCAGUCCUACCUGGAGGGCGUGCAGACUGGUGUGGGACAGCUGGCCAGGGCCUUAGAGGCUGUGCAGGGAGCCCAUGAGGCCCUGGGCCAGGCUCAAAGGCAGCUCCAGGACCUGGCGGAGGGGGCUCAAACCCUGGAGCCCCUUCGGGAGCGGGUUGUCCAACACAAGCAGCUGCAGGCUCUGUCUCAACUCUUGCCCCGGCUUCGAGCAGUGCCUGCGGCAGUGGCCCACACACAGACCCUGAUUGAUGCUCGGCGGCUCCUGGAGGCCUAUGUGAGCCUUAGGGAACUGGAACAGCUGCGAGAGGACACACGGGCACCCCUGGGGGGCUUGGAGUUGCCAGUCUUUGAAGGGCUGCGCCCUCUUACAGAGGCCUUGGGCUUGGCUGUGGAGAGGGCCGCAGGGGCUGCAGGACAGCUGGCCCGAGAGGACCCAGCCCAGUUGGUGGCCGCUGUGCGUGUGGCCGAGGCGGGGCACACGAGCCCACUUGGGCAGCCCCCCUGGGACUGGCGGCAGCGCUUUCUGCGGGCCUUACAGGAGGGCCUGGAACGGGUCCACUUCGGGACAUCCCUGUUGCCUGGGCCAGGGGACCUUGCAGACUGGCUGGAAGCUCUGCGCGUGGCUCUGCCAGCCCAACUGGCCACAGCUGAAGCUCUAGUAGCACCCUGCUGCCCGCCGCAAUACAAGGUGGUCCGCCUGUGGGCCCACACCCUGCACGGUGGCCUGCGCCGCAGCCUGCAGCAAGUCCUCGUGUGGCCUGAGCUGGGAGCCGCAGAGGCCUUCACCCUGCUGCACUGGGCACAGCACGUGUACCUCGGGCCCGAAAUGAUGGGGAGCCUGGAGCUGGGCCCUGAAGCUGACGUGUCCCAGCUGGAGCCUCUGUUGAGCCUGGAGAACAUGGAGCAGCUGGAGACCACCUUUGUGAAGCAAGUCCAGGCCAGUGUAGCCCAGUGGCUGCAGAAGGCGCUGGAUGGGGAGGUGGCUGAGUGGGGCCUGGAGAAGCAGCCUGACACAGACCCAUCUGGGUUUUAUCACUCAUCCAUGCCAGCCAUUGUACUGCAGAUCCUGGAUGAGAACAUCCGGGUCACCAGCCUGGUCGGGGAGUCACUGCAGCGGCGUAUGCACGGCAUGGCACUGUCAGAACUGAGCACAUUUCUGAGGAGCUUCAAUGAUGCUCUGAUCCGAUUCUCCAGAGACCACCUCAGGGGUGAAGCCAUAGCCCCUCACUACGUGCCCUACCUACUGGCCACACUCAAUCACCACACAGCGCUCAGGUCAUCUCUGUCCGUCCUGCAGCUUGACGGGGUGGCUUCAGUGACCUUGCCUCGGGUGGAAGCCGCACUGGACGAGCUGCAGAGGAGGAUCUGCCGCCUGGUGCUGGAGGCGCUGGUGGCCGAGCUCCAGCCCCUGUUUGCGUCUCUUCCCUCGCGUCGGUGGCUAUCGAGCCCCGAGCUGCUGGACGAUGUGUGCCAGAAGACAGCGAGCUUCUGCAGGGACUUCUGGCGAGUGCGGAGCCCCGCGGGCCAGCUGCUGCUGGCUGAGGCGGAGCGCACCGUGGUGCUGCAGUACCUGCACGCGCUGAUGCAGGGUCGCUUAGCGUGCCGCGGAGCCGCCGAACGCACCCAGGCCGCCGAGCGCCUGCGCCAGGAUGCCACACAGCUGCAGGAGCUCUUCCAGGGUUUGGGCCUGGAGGAGGGCGCGCAGUGCGCACCAGUGCUGCUCGCCCUCCGGGAGCUACUGAGCCUCCAGGAUCCCACGCUACUUGGCCUGGAAGUGGCGGGCUUGCGGCAACAAUUUCCCGACGUGAGCGAGGACCACGUUUCUGCCCUCCUGGAUCUGCGCGGGGACGUGUCCCGAGAGCAGCGCCUGGCCGCACUCAGCUCUCUGCAAGCCGUCCCGCCACCCUCGCCCCCCGAGGGACGCCGCAUCCUCUUCAGCCUUGUCCCCGCGCCUACACCCGUGCCAUCCUCCUGCCUUCCCUCGGGGCCCUGCGCCUGACGCCCAUUGCCUGCAGAAUAAAGUCAUGGCCUGUGGUCGCCGGGAUCUACGAGUACGUGUGUUGGAGAGGGGCUGUGAAAUAAAAGUGUCCGCAAAGAUUA